Messenger RNA from Akanthomyces muscarius, 507 nucleotides. RefSeq lists its product as uncharacterized. NCBI's taxonomy places the organism in Eukaryota, Fungi, Ascomycota, Sordariomycetes, Hypocreales, Cordycipitaceae. The coding region runs from base 1 to 507 and encodes 168 amino acids. Gene Ontology annotation, molecular function: acyltransferase activity, transferring groups other than amino-acyl groups. The record is from RefSeq and is a predicted model, not a curated record. The transcript has 2 exons.
AUGACUCAUCCGGUGUGCAAUGUGCACACCAACCUGCGUGGGAUGCGUAUAAUUUGCACGCUCGUGCCUGGCCUCGGUCUCUGGUCUGGGUUCACGGCGGACAGCGGCGAAUUCGUCGGGUGGUGGGCACUAUCACCUGUCAUCAGGGACGAUGGCGGCGCGCUGGACCCGACGGCCGGCAACCUGGGCUACCGGUUGCUGCCCCGGUUCUGGCGGCAAGGUCUGGCCAAGGAAGGCGCCCUGGAAGUACUACGGCACGGGUUCGUGGAUCUCGGGCUGCAAAGGGUGCGGGCCGACACCAUGGCGGUCAACGAGGCGUCUCGCGCGACCAUGGCGAGCUGCGGGCUGCGCUAUCUCCGGACGUUUUUUGUCGAGUUUGAGGAGCCACUGCCGGGGACGCAGCUUGGCGAGGUCGAGUACGGGCUCACCUUGAAUGAGUGGCUGGCGCUGCCCGGUGAUAAGAAGGCAUAUAAGGUCGGAGUGGGACGGGCCUGGACGACUUCUUAA